AUGGAUAACGAUGAAGACUUCUUGAAGACUCAAGAAGAGGGCCUAAAAGCCGACUACCAAGAACUGAGAAUCCAAAUAGAGGAGAAUGAAAUUAUCCAUGGCAUUCCUUCAAAAGGUAUGAGUUCUAUCUACAUACCUCGAGAUCCUGAGUACUUUCGUCGACGACGCAAACUUGCCAUACAGCGCACUCUCCAAGUUUCAUCACCAAGCGAACUAAUUAUUCAAGCCGAUCAGAUGGUUGCAGACCAAGAAACAUGUCUAAAAGGCGAAAUUAAUGCUACUACUCUCAUACCUCUUCUUCUCCAGUAUUUUCUUGAUAGAAUGGGUGAAAUUGUGAUUGCAAAACACAUUCUUAUGCUUCGCUGGAAGCGAUAUUGCUCGGACACCAUGAAGGUUGAACAGGUUUAUCAAGACUACCUAACGAUUAUAGGUCGUCUUACGGAUGAAUACUUAGAAUGCAGUUCAAGAGCUCAUCGACUUUCAGCUGGCGAAGAAGCCCUUCUUGCUGGGAAUGAUAGUGCUUUGGAAUGCGCUGAGUUUGAAGAUAUCCAGAUUUAUUGGAGAGCGCUUAUAUUUAAACUGCAGUCUCAAACCUAUUUUAAACAGCUCAUUAAUCUUAUUAAGUGGUUUCCCUAUGGACAUCGUGAAGGAUUCAAACAGGAUUUAUCGAAACAACCCCAGCACCUAUUAAACUACAAUGAGGACCAAGACAUUCGGCAGAUGCUGAGUCUGGUUUUAGAUAAGGGUCCAGCCACAGUUCGUGCAGAUGACGAAAAAUUGCAUAGCAUUAUUACAAGUGAAGAAGAUACGGACACAACUGAAGCUCUUCCACCAUCCUCUUUUCCAGAGGAAAUGGACCAUAAUCCUAUUGGUACACAAGAGUCUGUUGCUGAAAGUGGACAAUCCCCUAGGGACGACGCUGAAACUCUUACAACUGGUCAUAGUGCAUCAGAGAGUCUACGUGCAGAUGAUUCUACAAAGCGCGAUUACACCGACUCAAACAGCCCUCCUUGGAAAUCAUCUUAUAUCACUAACUUGACACCAGAUAAUUUGCCAGAAACCCCAACUGGAUCAAUGACAUCUUUCAAGCCCGCCAUCAUGAUUAAGGAUCAAGAAGAACAAGAUGUCAAAAUCGCUGAUCAGACCUUUAAAUUUUCUGAACAUUCGCCUCAACCACCUGGCAUUUACGCAGCGCAUUUGGAAGGAGCAGGGAAUCCGUUGCUACCAACUUCAACAAAUAUUCAGUUUACAGUAGCCGGUGGUGGAUCGGUCGUAAAUGAAAGCUAUUUUGGCCUCCCCAUGCAUACAACCGAUAUUGCAAACAUCCGACCUUAUCUAGCCAUCUUUUUGGAGGCUUAUAAUAUAGAAUUUAAUGUCCAUACCAUUCGCUCAGCAGCUGAUGAGAUGGAACUAUUUGGGGUUAUAAACAGGAAUUUCAAUCGAAUUUUCCUUGAGCAAGAGGAGAAGCGAACUUUCAAAACAUAUGAUGCACCUUCGGCAAUUUCUGAGAAGUGGGGUGUUGAGACUCCAAAUCGCGCAAUGAAAAAGCCAGCUAAUUGGUUGCAGUUCAGGAAGUUGAAGCCACAUAGAAAUGCCUAUUUGGUUGAGACCAUGACAAAGCUAAGAUGCGCAGGAAAUGUUGAUGAAAUUUUGCGUUCUUUGUCUGCAUUUUUUAAGAUAAAUAAACCUGAGCAUGUUCAAGGCGCCCUUCGAAAUCAUGCAAUGUUGGUAAAAAAUCCGCCUAUUAUCCACUCGGCAUCGGUUGUCAACCAUCGUCAGGGCAUGAAAAUUAGCGAAAUCUAUCGAAAAAUUUUCUCCAACCCUGAGUUGUACAAGGAAGUUUCAUCUUCAGUGAAAAAUAAUGAUCGAAGCCAAUUUGAAUUAGCAGAAGCACUACAGAGACUUGGCCUAGAUGAUGCUAAUUAUGGAACGGAAGACCCGUCGAGUAUUCAAGGUGGAUACCUCUCUUAUCUGCAUUUGAGGCACCUCAAAAUUCGUGACUUUCAACGAACGUGCAUAUCUAUACUUAAUUACUUCCGAUCGAUUGAACGAACGUUGACAAUUAAUGAUCAAGGCCUGUCUCUGUCUUCUAGAGGCGUUGAACGAGUGAGCCCACAAAACCAUCGAUUUGGACCCCAGAUGAACGGUAAUCAGGCGGGAACAAGUAAUCUCAGUUGGCAUAGUUAUCUCUUCAAUACGCCUAGGGAGUAUAGAAUCAAAGAAAGUGAAUUUAUGCAAUUCGCCGACAUUGAGAAUCACGACGAUUUCUACUACCACGAAAAUAAUCGUAUUCACGUUCGUGAUCAAGUUGGCUGCUGGAUAAUAUACGACUGUGCUCUAGAAGAUUUCAACAAUUUGGAGAACGAUCUCCUGCUUCUGUCGACGCAUUUCAUCCAAAAGGACAAGGCGUUAAGUAUAAAACGAAGACAAAUAGAAAUCGAUGUUAACCAGAAGGAAUUCAAUAUCGCUAGCUAUGCUCACAGUGAAAUCGAUAGAUUUGGUGUGUUGUAUGAUAUCUGGACGAAUGAAUCUGCAUUCCAGGAAGCCAAAAAAGAAUUGAUGGAUGUAUACGUGGAGGCUUAUCAACACAUCUGUUCACGGGAUAGUCGCCGAAGACUAGCACAAGUUAUGGUUGAUCUGAUGCAUCAGCGACCACGAAUCGAACUCAACGCCAAUUACUUUGUUCUCGCCUACCGUUAUGAAUGUGCUAUUCUUAGACUUAAGGCAGCCAUCCUGAAACACUGUUUUGAUACACAAAUAGAGCAACAGAGAGAAUAUAUUUACAAGCUAGGGACCGACUGUACGGAGUAUGGGUAUCCGUUAGCCUACUCCAGAAAUUACUUAUUCAGUUCAAACUCGGAUAAACCAGCCUUAACACCUUGCUAUCUGUUGGAAUUGCGAACAUCUCUCUCCAUGGCUCCAAAUCUAGCUGAAGCCCUGCAACAGGCAGUGAAUUUGACCUUUGACCUCCUCUCACCGACUCGCAUGAUUGAUGAAGUGGUACUGGAAAAACAAUUCUAUGAGGUUCUCCAGAAAGAAAUAAUCAACAUGGAACCUCCAGGUUUCUCCUAUACCCAAGCUUUGCAGAAAGAUUUAUUCGCCAACAAUUUCAUUGAUGACGCCAAACAAAUGUCAACUUUCCUUCAAGAGCGCUACACUAGUAUUCAAGAGGCAAAUACUCGAGGCGAUAAAUCCCAACGAAAAGCUUUUCUCCUUAAUAAGCUUGGUCAUGUGUUCAAUGUGGUAUUUUUACGUCAUCGAUUAAUAACUUGCCUAUGGGAGACAGAAAUCCUAGCAAAAAUCUACCUCCACACGGCAAUUAAAAUGGGCUACGAUGAGUACCAUCUCUUCUUGCGACCUGUGCAAUUCGAGGCGGCAAGUUAUAAGGAGAGCGCCAAUGAUGCCAAGCCUCCUAUCUACAUUACUUCCGUACAAGACGACGAUUCCAUUGUUGAUAAGUUCAUCACUUCGGCCCUACCUCUGGCCAUCCAUGAACUGGAUGAAACACAUGUCGGCAAAUUCUCCUUCAAAGGCAAGGUCAAUGUGGCUGAGCUAUGUGAUGAACGGGGAGUUGAAAAUCUCCUUAUAAUUCUGAAAACUCAAUUAACUCACAAAAAUGCCCUUAUCACAGCUCUAAUGCUGGCAUUCAACGCCCUGCCAUCCUUCUUCAACGCAUUUGCUUUGGGUCGCAGCAAGAAAGGUUUCACUUCCGUAAAUGAGGCCACCUCAAUAGCUGAAUACACUGGAUUUUUAACCUCUCAAAUGGGUCCAACUCCAUUGGCUUUUGAAAGAGCUUUUCGUCAACCCAAUGUGGAUUUCCACCCAGAAGCAUUCUUCUCAAUUCAACUAGAGAAGAGUAUCUGCAGAGAUCGUGUUAUGAACGCAUAUGCAAAAAAAAUUCAGGGGAUGACAAAGUCGAAGAGUGGAUCUUCGAAUGAAAGUGAAAAGCUAAAACGGUGA
Rodentolepis nana is the source of this 3960-nucleotide messenger RNA. NCBI's taxonomy places the organism in Eukaryota, Metazoa, Platyhelminthes, Cestoda, Cyclophyllidea, Hymenolepididae. The record is from the annotation of a GenBank genome assembly.